Plasmodium cynomolgi strain B is the source of this 3795-nucleotide messenger RNA. RefSeq names its product asparagine-rich antigen. Gene Ontology annotation, molecular function: histone acetyltransferase activity; protein-N-terminal amino-acid acetyltransferase activity. Gene Ontology annotation, biological process: N-terminal peptidyl-methionine acetylation. Gene Ontology annotation, cellular component: Golgi membrane. The transcript has a single exon. Bases 1 to 3795 code for a protein of 1264 amino acids. Lineage: Eukaryota; Apicomplexa; Aconoidasida; Haemosporida; Plasmodiidae. The record is from RefSeq and is a predicted model, not a curated record.
AUGAUUAUGGAUAUGGAUAUAUAUAAUGCUAAUGAGGAGAAAAAUUUGAAUUUUAUAACCCAUAAGAACAGUGGUGAUGAAAAUAUGAAUUCUAGAAGUAGAAAAAGUAGUUUUAUUGAAUUCCAGUAUGACAAAGUUGUAAAUAAUGUGUUAGGAUUGUUCAAGAAACAGAACAAGCAAAGGUUUCUGUCAACGUCAUCUGCCUUACGCAAUGACAUGCAUGAACAAAUUUUAAGUUCUCGAUUAUUCUUAGAUUUAUGUGAAGAUAGGGAAAUACUCUUACAUAAAAUAUUAAAAAAAAUAAAUAUUUUGAAUUUAAUUUAUUUUCGCUUUUUAAAAGAAUCUGACAUCGACGACGUAUUCGAUUUGCACAAGGAGCUCUUUCCUGUAAAGUACCACUCCGAUUUUUACUUUAGCAUUUGUAAUUUUGCCGAUGAUAAAGUGAUAGACGAUGAGGUUACGAGGGUCGUUGAUAGGAUUUCCCGCUCCCUCAGGAGCAAUGCGGGCGCCAAACGGCACGACGGCGUAGUGAAGCCAAAAGAAGUGAACCGGGGCGGAGGGGGAAGCAACGGAGAUGGUUGCGAUGUAUCGCGUAACAGCGGCAGCGCUAACCAAUCGAGCCCAGCACCCCCUGAGGAGAAAAAUGACGAGGCAGUAAAGGAGCGCGGCGCCUCCCCGCUAGGUGACGACGAUCAUAAAAUGAAAGGAAAGAAAGCCGAAGAGAGAGCAGAAACUGAGAAAAAUUCAGACUGUAACGACGAUGAUUUAGACAACAUUUCAAAUAAAAAAUUAGUGAACUCGGAAGAUUACAAUUCAUCAAAUCGUUCCGUGGACACGGAUAAUGAUGGAAAAAAAAAAAUAAAUAAAAAGUGGAAGGAAGAGGAAAUAUUCUCCAUAGGUGCCUUCCUUCCUUUUUCAUUUAUUGAUUAUAUAAACAGUGAUCAUGUUACUAAAUUUCUGAAAAGAAAAACGAUAGAAAAGGUCAGUGAAAAGGAUAUCCUAUUGGAUUAUAUCAAAUUUAUGGACGACAGUAAUAGGUCGCGUAAUAGUGGAAGCGACGCGAAUUCGGCUCACACAGCCCAGUCAGUGGAUACCAAGCAGUCGAUCGACACGGCCCAUUCGGACGACCCUUGCCAGUCCGAUGGCCAUGGUCAUGUCCAGUCUGAUGCUGCUGGGUGUUCCCCUUCAGAGAGCAGAACAAAUGGCAGAAGAAGGCCGCUUAAUAAACUGCGCACCAAGUCAAGCAAUUUGUCAAACCCAUCUGCUAAAUGUCUGCCCACGAUUUGUUUCUCGCAAAGCACACAGAAUGAUUCCCCUGUGAGCAAAACCAAAGGAGAAAUAUAUAGCAAUAAUAAGCAUAAGGAUAGUAAACACGUCGCUAGUAAAAGUGCAAAGAAGGUCACGCCCUACAGUUGGGUCCGCUAUGGAAAUGGACACAAUAUGUGUAGGUACAACGGAACUCACCUAGAAGAAUAUAUAAAAAAGAAAGAAAUUUUAAAGGAAGAGAACAGCCACGUAGAACAUAAAAAGGAGAACAGUGCGAAUGACAAACUCGAUGAUAAAAAUCGAGAUAGAAGUAACAAUUUCAAAAAGGAGGAGUACAUUAAAAAGAACCCCCCAUCAGUGGAUGAAAAUGAAAAGGAUACGAAGCGUAACGGUGCACACAGCCGUAAGAAUAGCAGCACUUGGGUGUCUUCCCUCCAGAAGGAGAACGGCGUGGGAAGCGGCGGAAGUGGCGAAAAUGGCGGAAGCGACGGAAGUGGGAAGAAGCAUGAUGGCACUCAGUUCAGCAGUUACCUAGGCAAUCUCCACAACAACAUGUAUGAUGAUAAUAAUAGGAAUAUUCAAAAUAUUUACAGACAGUUGAAGGAAAAGAACAUAGAAUAUGAAGAGAGAGGUAACCCAAUUCUUGGGACAGAAAAUGUGAUAAGUCGAUUGAGAGAUAAAAUAUGCUUAAACAAAGAAACGCUCAAUUUGUACAAUCGUAAUAAAAAGAGAGUGAAAAAAGAUUACCUUGUUGGAAGUGUGUCAAAUCUGAUUAACUACCAAGAUGCUAGAAACGAAAAGGAUUUUAUCAAUAUAUGUAACCAUUUUAAAAAAAAAUCGAAUAACUCAAAAAAAGGAAAGAACUACUUAAAAUAUGUGUACGAUUCAUCUUUGACUUUUUUAGAGAAUUAUAUCCCGCUAGAUAAAAAUGGGAAUUCCAGCGGGAGGGAAAAAACGACAAGCAUUUUUCCAUCGAAUAAUCUGAAAAAGACGGAUCAAAAUGAACUAUUCAACGGAAGCACACUCCAUACAAAUGGAAGAAAUGAUGGAAUGAAAACACAGUCGAGCGAUAUGAUAAACCAAAAUGGUGAAAAGGUACCUAACUGCUCAUCGCAUCCGUUCAACCAGGAAAAAAAAGCACUCGUACAUCUGCACAACGUGCUGAACGACUUAUCCGUUUUGCGAACGCAACAUGUUAAUAAAGACACAAAAUUUGAAAAGAAAUUAUAUGAAGAAAUUUACAUGAAUGAAAAUAUCAAAACGCUGACCAAAAAAUACAUUAAAAAAAAAAUUAACAGUAUUUACAUUUUAACAGUGGGAAUAAGUGAGUACUUUAGGGGACUAAACUUAGCUUCUUACCUCAUUGAAUACACCGUGUUUUAUUUCUACUUCAUCAUUUACAGAAUAUUUCUGUACAAGAGUAAAUUUUAUUGCUACAUUGAUAACGAUAUGUUUUAUAGCAUUUCUUCUAGCCAUCUAACUGACGAGCACCAAAACGAUUUUUUCGACGAGGGUUUACUCACGGACAACUCGUCGGACGAUUUCCACUCCAUCCUUAGUGAUGAAAAAUCGUUCUCCGAUAGGGACUACAAGAGGAAGAGCAUAAAUGGAAAGGAAGAUAUGUUAAUAUGGGAAAUGAUGAACUGCCUGGAAGCGGAAAGGAAACCACCUGAUGGGGCACGAAGUGGUCCUGCUAACAGUUUGCACGAACAGUUGGAGGAACAGAAAAACGAAAAUAAGUGUGCCAAUAGGAAUGACUCUGCUCGGAAAGAAGAUUUCGUCACUGCGCAAACGGAUGACGAGAACAACGAAGCGGCAUCGAAUUUUAAAAAUAAGUCCCCACUUUGUGGUAAUUAUCCAACUCAGCUUAACACCAAUCAAGCGGACGAACAUGGGAAUAACAGAAGGGAGAGUCACCAAAUGGGGGACAACCCUUCACUCACUUUUAAAACGUACAAAACGAACAACUUGAGUAGUCACGCCAAUCAUGGAAACAGACGCAAAAGCAAGUGGUGCACCGAAAAGUCCAAAAAUUAUAGCAUUUCGAAUGGAGUUCUACGGGAGUGUUACAAACAAAUCAUACUGAAUGAUUAUUUGCACCACCUUUAUGUUAUUAUUCAAAAUAAAAACGCGGAGAUGUUAGCAGAGAAGGGGAAACAAAAGGGAGAAGCGCAAAGAAGAGAUCCUUUUCCUGCGUUCUUUAAAUUCCCCCUAUUUAAAAAUCCCCUGUACUGCUCAAGCCUUAACAAUAAAAUGCUGGAUUUUUUUUUAAACAAUUUUUGUGCCUUCAAUUUAAAAGACAGACCAUUUUUUCACCUAAAAAAUGUGAAUGCAAAAAAGGUUUGCUUAGAUUAUAAUGAUGAUGAUGUGCCCCUGCCUCUGUACAUGUACCUACAUGUGAUAGAUUAUAACAAAGCGGCCAUAAAUUUGUACAACAAGCUAAGCUUCGAUUAUGUUUGCACGUAUGACAAUUUUUAUGAUAUAAACAAAAUGACCUUCUCUUCCUAUUUGUAUGCAUAUUUCUUUUAG